Dimorphilus gyrociliatus is the source of this 1805-nucleotide messenger RNA. NCBI's taxonomy places the organism in Eukaryota, Metazoa, Annelida, Polychaeta, Dinophilidae. The record is from the annotation of a GenBank genome assembly.
AGGACUAGUUGGUCAUGUGAAAAUACAAUAUCAACAUGGCGUCUGUUACUGGAACAAUAUUUCCUUCAGCGUCUAUAAAACGGGAUUUAACAACUGUUACCGAUCAAGAUGGCUAUAGCAUAAAAUUCGAUAUUAGGGAAGAUGAGGAGCAAAGCGUAAAGUUAAACAAAAUCAUUGAAUAUUUGCUAGCAGCUGGAUACUUUCGGGCACGGAUUAAGGGGUUGUCCGCAUUCGAUAAAGUUGUCGGUGGUAUGUCCUGGUGUAUAACAACUUGUAAUGUUGAUUUAGAUGUGGAUCUUCUCUUCCAAGAGAAUUCAACAAUUGGACAAAAAAUCGCCCUAACAGAGAAGAUUGUAAGGGUUUUACCGAAAAUGAAGUGCCCUCAUAGAAUUGAACCCCACCAAAUUCAAGGUCUUGAUUUUAUCCACAUUUUCCCAGUUAUUCAGUGGCUAGUGAAAAAGGCUAUAGAAACUCGAGAAGAGACUGGAAACGUUCUAAGGGCUUUUUCUGUUUCCCAAUUUAAUAAGAGUCACGCCUUAUCCGAGGAGGAAGAGAAUAAAUUAAAGAAAUCCUUAUCUACUUUAUCCGAAACAACUCAAAAUUAUAAACCUAAACGAGUUUACAAAAGGAGGAGAAGAGAUAAGGAUCAGGAAUUAUCAACUCGAGUUCAAUUUACAUUACUUGAAUAUGGACAAUUCAAUUUAGAUAGUAAUAGGCUAUCGAAACGUCAAGAAAGUGGGCAAUCAGAGGCAAAGAAAAAGGCUAUUGCGGCCGGUUUGGAACAGAAAGAAGAGGGAGAUGAUAGUAAAGAAAUUGAGAAGGAAAAGUUGAAGUCUUUAAUGGAGGAAAUGUCCGUAAUGGAAGGUAAAGGUCGUUUAUCUUCUGCAAUCGUUGGAAAUUUAGUUAGUAGUCAAACGAAAGAAAUUCAUAAAAUUGUUUCCGAAUACGAAGAAAAGCUAAAAGAAAAACACGACGAAAUGAAAAUUGUUUACGAUGAGGCUAGAGAAGAAUUUGAAAAAAAACAAGAAAUUAAUGAAAAUCUUGAAGAGAAACUUGUUAAAUUUCACAAAAUUGAAGAGGGACAGAAAGGAAGAAUUGUGAAAAACUUAAGUAAUUUGGUUAUUGAAAGUGAAAAUUUGAAAAGGAAGGAAGAAGAAUUUAGGGAAGAAUGUAGAAAGGAGAAGGAUAAUUUAGAAAAACAAAUAAAAGAAUUGGAAGAAUCAACUGUAGAUUUUGAAGAUCCUAAGGAGAAGGAGCAUUUAUUAAUGAUCGAAGAGCAAUUGGGAGUCGAUAAUAAGAAAUUGCAUAAAGCUAGAUUACAAUUGGCAAAGGUAAACAGAGAUAUUUCAUCACUUCAAAGGAAAUUAGACGAAGCACCAUCAAGAGCCGAAUUGGCCCAAUAUCAAAGAAGAUUCGUCGAAUUAUAUAAUCAAAUUGCUGCAAGGCAUAAGGAAACGAAACAAUUUUACACAUUGUACAAUACUCUACAAGAUUCAAAACAAUAUUUAACAAAGGAAAUUAACCUAUUAAAUUCAAUCUAUGAUAAUUUUGAAGAAGCGAGAAUGAGUCAAAGUGGCAAGGAACAAUUUCUAAAACAGUUUGAAAAUAUGGUAGAUGGAGUGAAACAGAAUAGAUCUAAAUUGGAAAGAAGGAGGGAAGAGGAGAAAUUGAAGAGAGAUAAACUUAAUGAAGAAUUUUUAGAGUUAAUUGAUAAAGGUCGAACCUAUUUUAAACUAAUAAGGGAUUUUCAAGAAGAAUGUAGAAGAAACGAACUAUUAACGAAUCAGCUGGAAAAAUACGUUUAG